AAAUCCGACACCGCGCAACUAUGACCAGGAUGUCGUGUGUUGUUCUUUUGUUGGUUUUGAGCUCAACGUAGACAGAGCGCUUAGAAAUAUAAAUAUCUCAACGAAACGGAACCGCCCAACCAACCCCUGAAGCUGCUACAGCAUUACGUCAGCCACUGGACGAGGCGCGUGCAGAAGUGCACGCAUCCAUUCAACCGUAGCAGUACAGAAACAUCACUACCCACAAAGCUACAGGUUGUGCGCAUGCGCGUUCUGAGCGAGAAAACUACAAACGCAUUAGCUCCGAUUGGCUACUGACAAAAGAACUACAGCUCCCAUUAGACAUGCGCAAAAAUACCCUUUUAAAGCCUUUUAAAUUUACGUGCAAAAUGGCUGCACAGGUCGAUCUGCUACGCGUCAAAGUAGAGGAGAAGAGCAGGGACAGCUUUGACAAAGCCACCAAAGAGAAGAAAAAGAAGAAAAAACGAGAAUGUUCGCCGUCCGAUGACAAGUGCGAGAGAUCGGAGAAGGAAGCGAAGAAAAUAAAGCUACAUCACCACCAACAGAAUCACCAACAUGCCCAACAACGAGCGCAUCCACCGCACCAACAACAGAACAGCCAAGCGCGCAACUUCAGCAAAGAGCAGGCACCUGUGCAACACCGUCAUCCCCUCCAUCAUCAGCUCCACAGCACCAAGAAAGAAUUACCUCCGGGCUGGCCGCCACGCAAAGUGACACCAGCAGCCCACGUCCCGCAGAAGACGGUCCUGCCGCCUUCCCCGCUGUUCACUUUCACGCCUCUCAAAGUAGCGAAGGCCAAGCCCCUCAACAACAAGCCCAAACACAUUGAGAAGGACGUUAAACUUAAGCCCAAGAAGGAAAACGCCGAGGCGAACGUUAAAGUGGAGGAAUGCAAGAAGAAGAAAGAGCCCCACAGUGAGAAUGGCAAAACCCAGACCCUGGAGGAAUACCUCCUAAAGAAAAAGAAAAAGAAGAAGCGGCAUCGUGAAGAUGAGCGUGGCAAGAAGUUACGCGUGCACAACAAAGAGGUGCAGACGGUGUGUGCAGGAUUGACAGGAGAUGAUCUGCCUCUUUCUGAAGACCCUGUCGUACAUGCGUACAUCAAAGAUGAAAAGCCGUGUCCGGGCUUAGGUGAGUACCACACCCCCAAAGGUGGGAAGAAGCUGUUCCUCUCGCACCAAGACCACUUCAUCCGCAGCUCGUGGCUUCAGACCAACUCCUCCUUCAGCAGACUCAUCCAUGAGGAAAAGCAGCCCAAUGGAGGGGCGUCUGUACUACAUGCUUAUGCAGAUGAACUGUCCUUACUGCAGCCUGAAGACACUGAGAGAUUUACUCAGGAGUUCCUGGAACUCGCCUUUGCUGAACACCCUAAAGGAGCUGCGCGCUAUGCACUCGCUGUGGUGCAUGGAGCGGCCGCCUACCUGCCGGAUUUCUUGGACUACUUUGCCUUCAAUUUCCCAAAUACGCCUGUCAAGAUGGAAAUCCUUGGUAAAAAGGACAUUGAGACCACCACGAUUGCCAGCUUCCACUCCCAGGUAAGCCGAACAUACUGCUCUGGGACAUAUAGAGCUGGUCCCAUGAGGCAGAUCAGUCUGGUCGGUGCAGUAGAUGAGGAGGUGGGCGAUUUCUUCCCGGAGUUCUUGGACAUGCUUGAGGAGUCUCCGUUUCUUAAGAUGACUUUGCCAUGGGGAAGCCUGUCCAGCCUGAAGCUUGACUGCAGGUCCCAGAGCGACGAUGGUCCCAUCAUGUGGGUGAGGCCUGGAGAGCAGAUGGUUCCCACAGCUGAUAUGCCCAAGUCUCCAUUCAAGAGACGAAGAUCAAUGAAUGAGAUCAAGAACUUGCAUUACCUCCCGAGAGCCAGUGAACCACGUGAGGUGCUGUUCGAGGAUCGGACACGAGCCCAUGCAGAUCACGUUGGCCAGAGCUUCGACUGGCAGAGUACAGCAGCUGUGGGUGUCCUGAAAGCAGUGCAGUUUGGGCAAUGGAGUGACCGGCCACGGAUAACCAAAGAUGUGAUCUGUUUUCACGCGGAGGACUUCAAUGACGUCGUUCAAAGGCUUCAGCUAGACCUGUUUGAGCCACCUGUGUCACAGUGUGUCCAGUGGGUGGACGAUGCCAAACUCAACCAGUUACGACGGGAAGGCAUCCGCUACGCUCGUGUGCAGCUCUGCGAUGACGACAUCUACUUCAUCCCCCGCAACGUGAUCCACCAGUUUAAAACCGUCUCGGCCGUGUGCAGCCUGGCGUGGCACAUCCGUCUAAAGCAGUACCACUCUGAGGAAGAGGAGGAGUCAAAGGACGUUAAGACCAUGGACCUGUGUUCCACAUCAUGUCCUCCCCCUGUUCACCCGGACACCAAAGUCACCUCCUGCGCCCAGCUACAAACAGACACGGCACAAGGUGGGGUGGCGAAAACGGAUGAGCUGGUUUUCCAGAGGCCCGCUACACCACCCAGAGACCCACAGCCCGCGCCUCCGCAACCGGCUAAAUCCGCCCACACUGUUCCCGCCGCUCCCUGUUCAGACACCAGCCCUCUGUCCUCGGCCACACCAGAGAUAAUGCUUCCACAGGCUCCCGUCAAGCCUGCAUCAGACUCCUCACUCAAUGGCAGCAGGUCCACGGAUUUACCCUAAUGACUUCCGAAUCCUUCAUUUUACGGAGUGGUGGAGUUUUAAUUCACCUGACAGACUUUUCUGACAUUCCACAGUGUAAAAAAAAAAGGAAUAUCUUGACUUCGCCUAAAAACGAUGAAGACUGUAUAUUUUUCUUUUUUAGAUUUUGGUUAAGAAAAAGCGAGUGCUUUUUAGGUUUUUCUCAGCCAAAGUAUUUAAUUUGAAAUAUAUUUUUGCUGAUUACUCAGUAUUGUUUUAUAUUUGUUUAUAUAUUAUUAUAAAUGAGAUGAAUUGUCUCUCAAGAAGGACUUGUCAUGUUGUUUCCCAGGCCGUCAUGUGCAUCUGCUAAUUGGUUUUUACAAACAAGGGAAAAAAGUGCCUGUCACAAGUGGAGAGCAGCAAGUAUAUCUCAAAAGAGAAAAAUAGGCUUUUUUUUUUU
Messenger RNA from Rhinichthys klamathensis goyatoka, 3051 nucleotides. Its product is annotated as lysine-specific demethylase 9. The coding region runs from base 324 to 2633 and encodes 769 amino acids. The record is from RefSeq and is a predicted model, not a curated record. The transcript is spliced from 7 exons. Lineage: Eukaryota; Metazoa; Chordata; Actinopteri; Cypriniformes; Leuciscidae. Gene Ontology annotation, cellular component: nucleus.